AAUGCAAACUGUAGAUUACACAAAAUAAAAUUUAAUUUUUAUAUUUAUAUUGGUUUAAAAAAAUCAGCGGGCUAUUCAGGGACACCGGCGCGGCGGCGCCGUCCUGGUGGCCCGACGGGCUGCCGUACCGUGACGGCUAACGUUUUUUUAGAGCCUCGCAUCGCCGGGCAUCCUUGGGGUGAGCUGCGUUUUGUCCGGCCCCCAGCCCGGUAAAAAAAGGUAGAAAAAAACUAAAAACAAGCUUACAAAUAUUUACUAGACAAACGAUAGACAGCAAUUGAAGCGAUUUUGUUCUAAGUCAUUACUACAUUAGUACAAAAAAAAUGGAUCAAUCUUUAGUUACCAUGGCAACCAUGAGUAACAGUAGGCGGCGAAACAAAUAAGUGAGUUGUUUUUAAAGUCUUUGAGACAAUUUUUACUCAAAGUAAUCGAGGUUUAAAUUUUUAAAAUAUUAUUAAACUGAUUUACUGGAAAUGACUGAAAAUGUUGAACUGCAGACAUUUCGAACCUGUUAUGAGAGCCAGGAUGAGAUUGAAGAGUACCAUGAGAUCAAUGCAGUCGUUGAUACUCAAAACAUAGUGCAAAGUUCUAAAAAAGAAAUAACUAUAAACGAAUAUGAUUUUUUUACCGAAACUGUGAAAAUUAGCAUCAAAGGUGUAAAAAAGAAAAAAUCUAAGAAGAAAAAUGAUAAGGCUCAAAUAUUAGAUGUUGUGAAUGUGGAGAUGGCAUCCUUAACUGUUCCUGUUACUGAAAAUACUAUAAAGAUAGUGAGUUUUGAUGAAAUGCAGCUAAAUAGAGUAAUUAAGAAAAGUUCUCCUCUUUUUAGGAGAUUUUUAAGACGAUUUACUGUUGAUGCUGAGCACGGACGGGGCCAGAAAGCGGAAGUACUAAAAUUUACUCCGAUGUUUCCGAAAAUCUUGGAGAACGCCGUUACACCACCGAAAACUGAACCACUCGCUCAUUAUGUUAAUCCUGUUGUGUUUAAUGAUCUACUAUCAAGUUAUACUGGUCACGAAGAUAUUGUAACUGAAACUUUUCUAAACAUAACUUUAGAAAACCUUAAAUUUGAAAAUCACUAUCUUUUCUCACUUGAAAAUCUUUUAAGUACGAAAAUAACUGAACUUUUUGAGAGCUACGAAAUAAUUAAAAAGAAAUUGUAUAAUUUGGAUAGAGAGAUAAAAAUUAGUAGGGACACGAAAGAUAAUCUCAAAAAAGACUUAUUAUCAGCUAGCUCUAACAAUCAGAUGAAUGUAAGAUUUGAACCGACACUUAGAAAAUAUACAGAAAAGUUUUUUCAGUUUAAAAAACAAUACAAAGAGACUUUAUUAUUAGAAAAAGAGAUGUUUGAUAAACUAAUAACUUUGUGGAUCGAUAUUGAAUCAAUACGGGCGAAAUUGAAACGUAUUAAAACACCUGUAAUUUUAGUAUUGAAUGAGAAAAAUGAAAAUGAAUUAAAAGAAAAAUGGAUGGAAGUUUUCAAUCAGGAAUACUCAGAUUAUUUAGAUAAGAUUGAAUUUGAUUACGUAGGUAAAUACCUUCAGUAUAAAACAGCAAAGAGUACAGGGGAUGGCGUGGAAAUUCGGAAGCCAAAAUUGGAAAUUGAUGAAGAUUUAAUUAAGGCAGAGGUAGAGGGUUUUGUCAAUGAUGCAAUUGAAGGGAAAAGGUUUGAUUGUACUCUAGUGAUAGAUAAUGGCAUUGUGGGAAAAGGAAUGAAAUCAGUAGAUAAAAAACCUGAGGUGGGGACUGAACUCGUUUAUAUUUUCGAAAUUUACAUUGACGAUAUAUACGUUUGUGAGUCGGAACAAUAUCACACGAAAAGUUUUUCAGUAGAUUUUAAGGAAUCUUUCACCAUACAAAUUUUAAAACAUAAUCAGGCUUUAAAAAUAAUAUUGCUAGAGAACGACGAACGAUUUUCAGUUUUUAAACUAAAUUUGAAUGAAAUAAAAGCUUAUGCUACUGAAUCAACAAGAAUUAAAUUUAAAUAUGAUUGUGAUAUCAAACCUAAUAGCAGAUACAUAGGGAGCGGAAACAGCAUCAAAGAAAUAACCAAAGUUCAUGAUGUGAGGUUGAAAAGCGGUCAUUUAUUCGACAGAGAAGUUGUUAGUACAUGCACGGUCGGCUUGAGAAUAACGUCGAAAGAUCCAAACGUUGACAAUGAAGCUGAUGUGAUAAAAUCUUCAAUGGCCACAGGAAGGCAAAUACAAAGAUUGCUACACGGAAUAGACGAACCGAAUUUAAGUUUGUUACUUGAUUUGAUAAAUAAAGUAUACGAACAGGAUAUUGGUCAAGACGAAGCUAUGAUAAUGACACUAAAGCAAUUGUGCAAAGAAAGGGUGCCUUUAAAUAAUAACUUUGGAGUAGACCUCGACGCUGCAGAAUAUACAAGACUUAAGCUAUUGCGUUUGCGUAACGGAAGGGGCGCUGGCUCCCUGCGCGAUAUGGCGGUCCCCUUGCACGCCAGUCAGAUAACCACAGAACAGUUGGAAUACCUAAAUAAUUCCGACACUAAUGAUUUAGGCGUAGAGUAUUUUAGAAGCAAGCGGCCUGAUAUGGAUCCUAUAGAACUAAAACGGUACACGGGAGUCAAGUAUAUCGAACGACUUAACAGUGAUAUGCUCCGCGAAUUGAACGAGCGCUUGCUCAAGAAGACUUACAGGGAUGUGGUUAGGGAUUACAGCUACGGAGGCUGGAGAAGUUUCUUCUCAAUCAAUUCUCAAUGGACGUCUUUGCCUCCUUCUGGGACUGCGUCAACGCAACAGCUCCUCAGAGAGUCUAUAGGCCGAGAGCAGGACAUAUUAGUGACCGUCGUGAAGGCUCACAACUUGUUGGACAGGUGCCCCGAAAUGUUGGAGGAAAACGAGUGCGAGGAUAGGAUUGCUGGGUUAAAAGUCAGACCACUCAGGCCUUUUGUGCGGGUAGAGUACCACGGUGCUUGUGCUCAAACCGCGACCGCCAUCGGCUGUCACCCCACAUGGAACCAGACUCUGAAGAUCAACACUAAACUGUCUCCGCUCUCGUGUGUGCAUGUCAACAUUUAUGACCAGUACAAAACGUAUGUGCCGGACACUCUAUCAGCCGGGGACGCGGGUAAAACGGUUCGUUACAGAAUACACGACAGGUGGCUUGGAACUUUGGAAGUGCCCCUCUACGCCGUGUUGGCUAUGGGCUCGCUGCGAGGUACAUUCAGAAUAACAACGCCACCCGUGGUAUUCGGAUACGAACCUUUGGAAACAAAAGAGGUGUCGCUAAUGUCAACAUUAAGUCAACUAUUGAAAAAGGAAGUUUCCUUCAUCACUUUGAACAUUACGAGCAGUCUGUUUCAUUUGGGCGGUUCACAUGUCUACAAUCAACCAACGCCCAACAUGGACACCGAUCGUUUGAUCAAACAUUUGAACCAAUUCGUUACAGACUACAGUAACGAUUUCCCUUCACGUCACUUGUCACUGACACUAAUUAACAGUAUGGGUGUCAACAUUUGCAGCACGCAGUUUUUACGAAGCAUCCCUCUGCCAGAUCUAGAUUGUUUCCCUAAAAAUCCAAAGAAUUGCGAAUCAGCCGUUUCUAAGUCUUCAGGCCUAUCCCAAAGCUCUUCUAGGAGUAGCGGGAGAAAGAAGGAAGUAGAAGUUGAAGAGGGUUCUAUGUAUAGCGGGGCAGCCAGUUGGAGAAAUGUGAAUGAUGUCACAAAAUUAGUCUGUGUUUGUAUGAGAUUUGUGUCGCUCAUUCCAUGUUAUGACGUCACAGAAGCGCAUGCUAUCACACUGACGGGACCGGAACUGCUAAAGAUGCUAUACGGCACCCAACUUGACCACUCCAUCCUGUUGGCCAGUUAUUUUCUUCACUUAAACAUAAAAUAUUGGGUCGCGAUCGGCUUUGGACUCCCGAGAGGCUCGAGCAGCUACGUUUUAAUUCAAUAUGACGUAAAGACCAAAAGAAUAGUUCAGAGGGACGACGUUUUGAAAAGUGGAUUUUUUGUUAAGAACGAAUACGUUCUGUACGCGUGUGACGCCGCCUGCGGACACGCCUGGGACGUCAGAGACGACGCCUGUCCCAUGAAGACCGUCCAAUACGUCUUUGACGAUCGCAACAUAUGGGUCAACGUUCAGUCGUCUCAGGACUGUGAGAACGUGUCCUUUAAUUUUUUUAAAUCGUCCGACUGGCGACCGGUUUUUGACAAAAGCACAUUUCCAAUAACCUCACCCAGAGGGAACGACUCGGGCUUGUACACAGUGCCGCCCGACGUCGACAACAUCACUAAUAUUUUGGAAACGAAAAUCAAAGCAAAGGUGCAAAAGUGGAGAUCGCAUUCCAAGACCAUCUGGAACCGGUACUGUAGCAGUAUUCUACGCGACAUGUUGCCUCAUAUGGAGUAUUGGGCGCUCAAUCCCACUGACGACAAGCCGGGCCCGAGUCAAAAGCUCAGACAAUUCAUGCUCACUUACAAGGUUUUUGGUUUUCCUCUGAACAUGCCAUUCCUGAGUGUCAAAUCUGUGACAUCGAGAAUCAAAGCCACAGAACUGCACGCCAAUGACGACCCUCAUGUGGAAUUUGCUUUAGCAGUUGAAGUAUACGGCUACCCCAAUAACAUUCUAAGUGUUUGGGUAUAUUUCGUUAGCAUUACAAAAAUUUAAGGAAAUUGAAUGUUUCUCUGUGUCUAUGUCUUUCAAUUAAUAGAAAAAUAAAAAAUCGAAAUUCGAAUCUUCCUAUUUAUUUUAAUUUAUUGUUUAAAUAAUUGCAAAGCUAAUACAAAAAUAGUCUUUAUAUGAAUUUAAUUGGAGAGAAUUAUUUUUAAGUAUAAACUCUGCUUGAAGUCCAAGCAUAACAUGAGGGUUGACCAUUAUCGUUCAAAGUAAAAAAUGAGCAUUAUCAAAUAUAUUUUUUACAAAAUCGAUCAAUAAUUUUCAAAUCGUGAACAACACCGAAACGAAUCAAUUGAAAAAAUAAUAGAGCGUAUGUCUUUUCGUUUUAAUGCUAACAAAAAUUAAAUUAAUUAUUUAUUCCAUCAUAGUAUAAAAAUAUACGUAAAAAUAAAAUAAAAAUAA
This is a messenger RNA of Bombyx mori (domestic silkworm), 5039 nucleotides long. RefSeq names its product protein CC2D2B (gene Cc2d2a). Lineage: Eukaryota; Metazoa; Arthropoda; Insecta; Lepidoptera; Bombycidae. Gene Ontology annotation, cellular component: ciliary transition zone. The record is from RefSeq and is a predicted model, not a curated record. The transcript is spliced from 11 exons. Gene Ontology annotation, biological process: non-motile cilium assembly; protein localization to ciliary transition zone. Bases 474 to 4628 code for a protein of 1384 amino acids.